Molecule: messenger RNA, 3744 nt
Organism: Caenorhabditis briggsae
Lineage: Eukaryota; Metazoa; Nematoda; Chromadorea; Rhabditida; Rhabditidae
Exons: 17
Coding region: 1-3744 (1247 amino acids)
Biological process (GO): molting cycle, collagen and cuticulin-based cuticle; endocytosis
Cellular component (GO): plasma membrane; cytoplasmic vesicle membrane
Source: RefSeq, a predicted model, not a curated record
AUGUCCUCUUACUUUGGCGCUUCUGGUGCCUCAUCAGCGCCGGAUCCCUGUUCACGACAAAGUCCAGCCGCAAUCAGGUUUCAGAGAAAAGCAUCCACCGGAUCGGCACCUUCAGUUCCACCUCCAUCGGUACCUCCGCCGGAGAGCAGUGCUGACGAAGAGGAGCCAAGAGCAAGCACAAAUAACAAUUGCUCGUCCACAUCUACAGUAGCCGCCCCAACAAGAGAACCUACGAGAGUCUCUACUCUUAAAAGAGAAGAGAAGGAGAAAAGACAAAAGGAACGUAUGGAAAAAGAGAGGAAGGAGUUGGAAGAGAAACGAGUGAGAGAAGACGAAAUGAAAAAAGAGGAGAGUAAUCACACAACACAUCCAUCUCUAGGAGAACGAACCAGUUAUGUGGAAGAGCCACCGUCAACGACGACUACAUUGGAUCGGAGGGAUCGGAAAGCGGAGAAGGCGUUGGUCCGACGAAUCACAAAUGAAAUGCAAAUGGCCACAUAUGUCCAACAAAUUGAUUUAUCUGCAGUUAAACAGCCAGUCGGUGCCUACACUCAAGGAGUCUUCAGAAUCAGAAUGCUCCGAUUCGCAGAAGCAAUCCUCCGACGAGCAUUCUGGACACUCGGAAAGUUCAUUGCUAACCACAAACUAUUUUCAAUUUUCGUCGCUCUUGCCUGUUUUGCUAGUGCCUUUAUUCUUCCAUCCCUACACAAGGAUCAGAUCUUCAUCGAUCUUCCAUUUACGCACAUUCUCGGAUCCGACAGUGACGUCAUCAGCAAUGGAAUAGGAAUUACGCCUAAAAACCAAGAGUUUAAUUCUUCGAAUCCCGCAUUUUCGUGCAUGAAAUGGCGGGACAACAAUCAUUUUGCGGUGCUUCUCAAGACAAUGACGUCAAGAGAUACAAUCCUUCGAAAAGAUGCAGUUCUAGCAUACACAGCUUUGAAGAAAAAGUUAGAUCAUUUCCCCGUUGAAAAACGAGAAUUUAUGGUUCAAUGCUCUUUGGAAUGCGAGACUGAUAAGGAUAUGGUUGAUAGAAUUAUCAAAAAGAGUCCACAAGUCGCUCUCACAUAUCCAGAGACUUUUGUGAGCAUGAGCAAAGAUUCUACCAACUUGACACGUGUCUAUUUGGGUGCAUCUAUCGGAGGAGUCGAGACAGAUACAGAUGGAGCAAUUUCCAAAGCCACUUCUCUUUUGAUGAACUUUGAGUUGAAGAAUGAUUUGACCGGAAAAGAACACAAUUUUUGGCACAGGCAUUUUGAGGAGCAAACGAAGUUGACAGCUGCUUCGAAUAUUUCUCUGAUGUCUUGGUCUCCAGAAACAUUCAAAGAUGCUGUCGUUUCUUCCUUGAAAAAUCAGUAUUGGUGUCUUCAAUUCUGCUUCAUCAUCCUUUUUGUGUUCUGCCUUUUCGGAUCUUUUGGAAGCAAUGCGUAUCAGGUAGUUAUUUUCUGGCUAUCCUUCAAACCUGAAAGUUCUAUUUUCGUUUUAUUUCAGUCGAAGCCAUGUCUUGGCAUCAUGAUAUUCAUCACGAUAUCCGCCGUUUCAAUCACAGGUCUUUCAAUGCAAUUCUACAGAAAUCUUCCUGUUGAUCCAUUGGUUUAUCCCAUUUGUUUUGUCACCAUUGGUAUUGGUCUCCUGUGGUUGUUCCAAUUGCACUUCAGCUGGUCUCGAUACUCCUCGGCGGCUGUCCACCCGACUGAGAAAAUUGCGUUUAUUCUUGCUCACGAUGGUCCUGGAAUCGCUGCCAGCGCAGUCGUCAUUGUCCUGACAUUCCUUGCAAUGGGAGCAGCUAUUCAGAAUGGUCAUAUGGUAUCCUCGUUCCUUGGAAUCGCUUCUUCGGUUGCCAUUCUUUUGGUGUUCACUGUCUGCUUCAAUUCGGUGUUCGUAUUCGUCGGUGGAAGUCGUGAAGCCCGCGGAGUGAAAUGGUAUCAAAUUUUCAAAACCGGAGACACCCACUUCACAGCUCCUCAACUCGCUUCGUUCGACUCUGCGUCUCUUUUCUCUCUCCAUGAUCGUCUUCUGGAUUCUCGUCCGUGUGCUUCGAGAGCCGUCGGAGCAUUUGUGAUCAGUCCAAAGAUUAGAUACCCGAUUCUUGUUCUUUGUACCGCCUAUGUCUUCUUCGCCAUUUAUGGAUUCUACAACACAGGAAUUGAUAUCAAAGAGGAAUACUUCCUUCCAUCCGGAUCAUCAGAGAAAUCAUUCAUUGAGCAAUACAGGGAUCAAUUUGGAAAGACCACUCAAUUUGUGGAAUUAACCAUCGAAAGCAGUAUCGAGUACCAUGACCAUGAAGUUCAAAACAGUAUUUUUGAUAUAAUGGAUUUUGCUAUUGCCGAAGGAUACGCCACCCGAGCUGUCAACUGGCUAGCGGAAUUCGCGAAAUUCGAAAAAGCGAGCAUUUAUGAUGUGAAUCCGGACACCUUCGUGCCAGUCGUCAAUCUCGUCUUUCUUCCAUCCGAAACUUAUCGAAAAUACACUUCCGAUAUUGUUAUGGACCGAUUCCAAACUCAAAUUAUCAAAUCGAGAAUGUAUUUGGAGCUGACUGCCAAGGGAUUCGCCGAGAGAACAUCCUUCGUUGACAUGAUUCUGAAAAAAGCCGCUGCUAAAGGAAUCCCAUUUUCCGUUGAUAUCCCAGCUUCAAUGUCUCUUCGUCACGAUAUUAGCGUUUUCACUUCUGGAAUGGUUGCAUUCGGAGUUGCUAUUGUGAUGCUGUUCAUUGUUUCGUUGCUCCUUCUGGGUCAACCAGCUCUUACUGUCAUGCUCCUUAUCACUUCCAUCGCAGUGCUCGGUGAGACCGUCGGCUACGCCUACUACUGGUCCGUCCCAAUGAACAUUGUCACUCUGACCAUGGCUCUUGCCGGAAACGCUUUGACUUGCGUUAUCGUAAUGGCAUUCUGCUACAGCUACUCCAUGUCCGGGAAGUCUCAGAUCCGUGCUGGAGUUAGAAUUCAGUACACUUUCCAAGCCACUCUGAUCCCAGUUCUUUUUGCUUGCAUCGUCCCUGUUCUCACCUUCCUUCCAUUGCUCUACGUGGAUGUUCCAGUCGUCCAUCAUCUUUUUAAAAUUGUGGUUUUGAAUGCGACUGCUUCCUUGAUCCACUACCUCUUCUUCUUGCCGAACAUGAUGCUUGCCUUCUCCGAACGUUUUGGAUUCUCCUGCUCCUCAUUGAGCUGCGCCGAAUUGUGUUGCGACAUGGAUGACGAAUCUUCAAUCUAUUAUAUUCCAACUGGAGGUCGAGCUGUCCAUCCAGAAGGUCUUUAUCAUCAUCCAUCCUACACGUACACCGUUCCCAAACCACUAAUGAACGCUCCACCACCACACUACCUGGCAAUUGCUGCUCCACCAGUCAAUUCGAUUUACGGGCAGGCUGAGUAUGCAUCAAGAGGAGAAAUGAAGAGAGAGUCAAGAAGGCAUAGAAGGCAUAGUGAAUCAUCUGUUGGUGCAUCGGAAACCGAUGGAACACCAAGAAGGGAUCGAGAACGAGAAUCAAGACGGCGACGACAACGGAGAGCUGUUAGCAGGGAUAGCGAGAUUUAUGAGGAUCUUCCAAGCCCGAGAGUGGUAACAUCAUCCCGCUCAACAUCUCCACGUCGUCAACAACCAGGAAGUAUGCGUCGCCAGAAUCAUUCUGUUCCAUCAAAUCCACGUCCACAAGCCUUCCACUACGAGGAAGGUGCUCAAUGGCGUCCAUACGUUCAGCCAUCGCCAUACAUGUUCUAUCCGGGACCAGUUUAUGGACAACAAAGACGCUAA